Cucurbita pepo subsp. pepo (vegetable marrow) is the source of this 1218-nucleotide messenger RNA. RefSeq lists its product as uncharacterized. The record is from RefSeq and is a predicted model, not a curated record. Lineage: Eukaryota; Viridiplantae; Streptophyta; Magnoliopsida; Cucurbitales; Cucurbitaceae.
AUGAGCGGAAACAUCAAAGCUUAACAACUUCGAAGGGCGCGAAUCACAAUUCACAACUCUAUAACUCCUUUUUUCUCUCUCGAGUUUGCCUCCGCAUCUCCGCACAACUUUGCAGCUUUUCUCUGCUCUUUGUUUUCUCUACUUUCUGUCUCUUCCUCCGCUGAGUUCGAGUUCAUCUCUCACCCUCCUCCAUGGAGUCCUCCGUUACGCUUCGAUCUUUUCACUAUUUUGCAGGUGGUUCACGUCUGCAGUUAAUUGAGAAACCAAGUAAAAUUUCUGUGUGUAAUAUUAAAAAGUCGUGCAUUCAAGGACUAUCAGUUUUUGGCAAGCCAAUCUAUAUUCCAACAAACCAGAAGAGAACGGUGGUAUUGUGCACAAAGACGCCAGACGUUUCUGAAACUGCUAAACCCAACGAUAGUGUACUCCGAGGUUCAGCGCAGAAAAAGCCUGCAGCGAAUGCAACUUUUCCUGAUGGACUUGAAGCAUUGGUGCUGGAGGUCUGUGAUGAAACCGAGAUUGCUGAACUAAAACUAAAGGUUGGAGAGUUUGAAAUGCAUUUGAAGCGGAAUCUUGGAGUCGUAAAAGCUCCUCUGUCUGCCAUUUCUCCAACAGUCCCUCCGCCGAUUCCUUCUGAACCCAUGGUUGAGUCAGCUGCUACUGCACCAGAACCUCUGAAACCUUCUCCAGAGAAGACAACUCCUUUUACCAAUGUUCCCGUGGAGAAGUCGUUGAAGCUAGCAGCUUUGGAGGCAUCUGGAAUAAAAGGAUAUGUUCUGGUUUCUUCUCCUACGGUUGGAUCAUUCCUAACGGGCAGAACAAUAAAAGGAAAAAAGCAGCCUCCGAUCUGCAAAGAGAAUGAUGUAAUAAAGGAAGGACAAGUAAUUGGAUACGUCGAUCAGUUUGGCACUGAACUUCCUGUAAAGUCAAAUGUGGAUGGAGAAGUAUUGAGGGUUCUCUUCAAGGAAGGAGAAGCUGUUGGCUAUGGCGACCCGCUGAUUGCUGUCUUGCCAGCGUUCCAUGGAAUCAGGUGAUGAUCCUUAUAAAUCUUUUUGAAGAUCAAGGUUUGCAGAUUUCUGAUUUCCGUCAUUCUUUUUUGUCUACUGUCUCUCUACCGGAACGUGGUUUAGACAACGAGGGUUUAAUCAACCUGGUACCUAUACUUUUUUUGUGGAUUGAUUUCUUUAAUUUAUCUUUUUGAUAAAAGAUUUCUUUAAUUUC